GGCGGGGCCGGACUCGAGCUCGACCCAGUUUGAAAGUGAACCAACGGCUCCAGUCGCUGCUUCGCCACCAAACAUCAACAAGAACCCCGAACCCGAAAAACGGACCCGGUCCAGUCUGCUCCAGCCUGUCCCGGCCCUCCUGACGAGCCGCCAGUAUGAUGCGUAAAGACGUCAACAAGCCGAAGGGGAAGACGUCGGCGUACGCCUUCUUUGUCCAGACGUGUCGAGAGGAGCACAGGAAGAAGAACCCCGAGCAGUCGGUCAACUUCGCCGAGUUCUCCAAGAAAUGCUCCGAGAGAUGGAAGGCUCUGUCUCCCAGUGAUAAGAAGUGUUUCGAGGACAUGGCGAAGGCCGACAAGGUGCGUUACAACCGUGAGAUGAGGGACUACGUCCCCCCCAAAGGCUUCGGGAAGAGGGGCCGCAAGAGGAAAGAUCCCAACGCACCCAAAAGACCCCCGUCUGCCUUCUUCGUGUUCUGCAGCGAGUACCGUCCCAGCGUCAAGCAGCAGUACCCGGGUCUGUCUAUAGGAGACUGUGCCAAGAAACUGGGAGAGAUGUGGAGCAAACUGUCCCAGUCUGAGAAACUACCGUACGAAGAGAAGGCCCAGAAGCUACGAGAGAAAUACGACCGGGACAUGGUGGCGUACCGCGGCGGCGGCACGUACGCCAGGAACCCCGGCUCUUCAGCUCAGGGAGGCGACGAGGAGGACGAUGACGAGGGAGAGGACGAAGAUGACGAGGAGGACGAUGACGAGUAGAGACCACGAGCUGCAGCUGGAUGAGAGAGAGAGACUGAGAGUGUGUGAGACAGACGGAGAGAGAGAGAGAGAGACAGGUGUGUGUGUGUGUGUGUGUUUCAGAGGAAGCAGGAGGUCAAAGGUCAGACAGGUUUUAAACAUUUUAAAGUGAAGGUCAGGCUCUGCUAGCUGCUCAUUGGCUGACAGGAGAGGGGGCGGAGCUUCACAGCAAACUGAGUUUAAAACAACAGAAAUCUGAGCUGUGACGUCUCCAUGACGACGCGUCGGCUGAACAUCGUCUCCUUCAGACAGGCAGACGUCUGCAGCUGAUUUUAGGGAGAGAAGAAGAAGACGACAGACAGACAGGUGGAGGUGAGAUCAGCUGCCAGCCAAUCAGAAGCAGCUACGUUGUGUUACCAUGGUUAUCAGGUCGACUGUAGUUCAACAGAGUUUCAUAUCUGACGUGUUGGGAAGAGUUUUAGGUGCUCAGAUGAGACUUUCCUUCCUCCAGGCAGCUGCUGGUUUCAGCCCAGUUUAAAUCCAGUACACACCAGUACGUCACAUAUAUACACACACACCAGUACACACCAGUACAUCAUAUAUACACACACACCAGUACA
Messenger RNA from Thunnus maccoyii (southern bluefin tuna), 1357 nucleotides. It is a transcript of the gene hmgb2b, whose product is annotated as high mobility group box 2b. The record is from RefSeq and is a predicted model, not a curated record. The transcript is spliced from 5 exons. Bases 156 to 758 code for a protein of 200 amino acids. NCBI's taxonomy places the organism in Eukaryota, Metazoa, Chordata, Actinopteri, Scombriformes, Scombridae. Gene Ontology annotation, biological process: regulation of transcription by RNA polymerase II. Gene Ontology annotation, molecular function: DNA binding, bending.